Messenger RNA from Nerophis ophidion (straightnose pipefish), 890 nucleotides. It is a transcript of the gene tnnt2b, whose product is annotated as troponin T type 2b (cardiac). Gene Ontology annotation, molecular function: troponin C binding; troponin I binding; tropomyosin binding. The transcript has 12 exons. The coding region runs from base 16 to 741 and encodes 241 amino acids. Gene Ontology annotation, cellular component: troponin complex. The record is from RefSeq and is a predicted model, not a curated record. Gene Ontology annotation, biological process: cardiac muscle contraction; regulation of muscle contraction; sarcomere organization. NCBI's taxonomy places the organism in Eukaryota, Metazoa, Chordata, Actinopteri, Syngnathiformes, Syngnathidae.
GCGUCGUCGUCGGACAUGUCGGACAGCGAGGAAGCCGCCUACGGGCAGCAGCGCGCUGAGGAAGGCAAUGAUGAAGACGAGGCCACGAGGAACUCAAAGCCUGGUUUUGCUCCUGUCAUGGUGGCCCCCAAAAUCCCAGAUGGAGAAAGAGUUGACUUUGACGACAUCCACCGGAAGCGCAUGGAGAAGGACCUGACGGAGCUCCAGACGCUGAUCGAGGACCACUUUGAGAAGCGCAAGAAGGAGGAAGAGGAACUCCUGGGCCUCACCGACCGCAUUGAGAAGCGAAGGGCCGACCGGGCAGAGCAGAUGAAGAUCCGAGCCGAGAGGGAAAAAGAACGGCAGAACAAACUGGCGGAGGACAAGAGCAGGAAAGAAGAGGAGGAGGCCAAGAAGAAGGCGGUGGAUGACGCCAGGAAGAAGAUGAUCCUCAACAACUUGAGUUUCACCGGUUACAAGCAGACACAGCCGGGCAUGAAGAAACAAACAGAGCGAGAGAAGAAGAAGAAGAUCCUCAACGAUCGUCGCAAAGAGCUGGACAUUGAUCAUCUGAGGGAGGAGCAACUGAGGCAAAAGGUGGAAGAGCUGUCAGACUGGAUGCGGCAGCUGGAGGCGGAGAAGUUUGACCUUCAGUACAAGUACAUCAAGCAGAAGUAUGAGGUGACUGUGCUGAGGAACCGUGUCAGCGAUCAUCAGAAAAUCACAAAGGGAAGCAGGAGCAAGCGCGGCCUGAGGAAGUAACCAGUUGCCCCGCAUUCUUGCACCCUGACCUCAAGAGUCCAAGUCACCCGGGCAAAAACUGUACGCAGGACCUCAGAGUCCAAGUCACCUGGUCAAAAACUGUUUGUGAAAUAAAGAUCAAGCACCUUUCAAAGUGUGCAAUGUAAGAA